Molecule: messenger RNA, 1212 nt
Organism: Tetrahymena thermophila SB210
Lineage: Eukaryota; Ciliophora; Oligohymenophorea; Hymenostomatida; Tetrahymenidae
Product: AN1-type zinc finger protein
Exons: 4
Cellular component (GO): cytoplasm
Molecular function (GO): zinc ion binding
Source: RefSeq, a predicted model, not a curated record
GAAAAUUACAAAUUAAAAAUUUUCAAAAAAAAAAAAAUAGAUUAAAAAAAUAAGUAACACUUAGUUAAAAUGGAAUUUUAAAAUUUAGGAAAGGUUUGCUCUAUACUUCAUUGCAAAUAAAAAGAUUUUCUACCUUAUAAAUGUAGUUGCUGUGAAAGAACUUAUUGCCAAGAUCACUUUAGAUAAGAAGCUCACGAUUGCAACUAAUCAGACAGAUAUGCAAAAAAAGCAAUUGUUUGCCCAUUCUGUUUAUAAACUAUAAAGUAUAAUGGAUCUCAUACCGAAACUGAAGCAUUAGAUAUACAUUAGGCUACAGAUUGUGAUUAAAAAAAUAGAGACAAGAUUCUGAAAGAGAAAGAAAAAAUAUUUUGCGAAUCAGGUAAAAAAUGCAAGCAAGCUCUUACUGAUCUUAAUACUUUUGUCUGUAAAUUAUGUGAUAGACAAUUGUGCUUAAAACAUAGAAUACCUGAAGAACACGUUUGCUAGAGAAUUAAAAGAGAUCCUAAUCAAAAAAAGAUAGUUUAAGUUGAAUAAAGGCUUGAGCAAAUUCGUUUAGAUCAAUAAGUAAAAGAAAAUCCAAGCGUUUUAGGUGGAGCUAUUAAUUAAAGGAGAGAAUAUAAUGUAAAUUCUUAUCAAUAAUAAACAAACCAAUAGUAUCAAAACUAAGCAAACCAUUCACAAUAAUCUUAGUAAGACUAGCUAAAUCAGCGCAGACAAAUGAUGUAAAUGAGAGCUUAAUAAUAGUAGCAAUAGCAAUAAAGUAAUUUAAACUAAAAUCAAAAUCAAUAAAGCUAAUAAAUCUAGCAGCAAAAUAUAGGAUAUUGGAAUGCAAUUCAUUCAUAAAAUGUUUAGCAAUAAAUUUAAUAACCAUAAGUAACCUAAUAAUAACAAUAAUAACUCUAAACAAAUCAAGUAAAUCAAAGAAUUUAGCCUUCAAAUUAUAGAGAACCUUAGAGAGAGAUAUGUAAUGUCUGUGGAAGAAGUUUUGAAACUAUAGUAGAAUUGCUUUCUCAUGCAGAGUAAGCUCACUAACCUUAGUAAAAUAAUUCAGGUAAUUAAGCUUCUUAAUAACAAAACACCACUACGAACAAUAAUAAUUAAAACAAUUCAAAUUUAGCAAAAGAAGUUUGUGAUGUUUGUGGAAAGAGUUUUAAUGGGUUUGAAGAGCUUAUAGCUCAUGCAGAAAAAACACAUUUUGUUGAAACUAAUUGA